UUGGGCGAGUCCCUGCCACCUAACUUAUCAUGGUUGCGGGGAGGUUGAUGAGAAUCCAGUUUUGAUAAAGACAAUUGUGUUCUCCUCCCCAAGUGACUAUACAUUUAAAUAGCUAAAACAUCUGUUCAGCAACAUAGUAAAACAUGUAUACUCGGAACGCUUGAGAGAAGAGCCUGCCAAAGGAUCGGUUGAGAGGGACUUUGCUGAGGGAGAGCACCAAGAUAAAGCAACCGCUGUUUGUUUUGUCUAGUCAGGGGAAAAGCCAAGACAACCAAUAUUUUGAAUUUCUUUUAUUUCAUUUGUAAACGAUUAUUUGAGAAAGGGUGACGAGGGGAGGUUUCCUGACAGGAAUUUCUUAAGCUGUCCAUUGGUAGAAGAGCAAGAGAGCCUUGGAUGUUAAUACCUACCAAACUCUUGGGACCAGCUACCAAACCACGAAAAGUGACUUUCUUUCUGAGCGCUCUUUCCAGCCCUUCUGAUGGAAGCAGAAUCAGGGAGCAGCAUGGAGACCAGAAAGGGGACCAACAGAGGCACUCAAAUUGCCCUGGCUGUGUUCAUCGGUGGCACCUUGGUGCUGGGCACAAUCCUCUUUCUAGUGACGCAAGGUUUCUUAAGUUUCCAAGCUAAACAGGAGUAUUGCCUGAAACCAGAAUGCAUUGAAGCCGCUGCUGCCAUAUUGAGUAAAGUAAAUCUGUCUGUGGAUCCUUGUGAUAAUUUCUUCCGGUUCGCUUGUGAUGGCUGGAUAAACAGUAAUCCAAUUCCUGAAGAUAUGCCAAGCUACGGGGUUUAUCCUUGGCUGAGACACAAUGUUGACCUCAAGUUGAAGGCACUUUUGGAAAAAUCAAUCAGUAGAAGGCGGGACUCUGAAGCCAUACAGAAGGCCAAAAUUCUUUAUUCAUCUUGUAUGAAUGAAAAAGCGAUUGAAAAAGCUGAUGCCAAACCACUGCUCCAUAUCCUGCGACAUUCACCUUUCCGCUGGCCCGUGCUUGAAGCUAAUAUUGGUCCUGAAGGAAUUUGGUCAGAGAGAAAAUUCAGCCUGCUGCAUACACUUGCAACAUUCCGUGGUCAAUACAGCAAUUCUGUAUUCAUCCGUUUGUAUGUGUCCCCUGAUGACAAAACGUCCAAUGAACACAUCUUGAAGCUGGACCAAGCAACACUCUCCUUAGCUGUGAGGGAAGACUACCUUGACAACAGCACAGAAGCCAAGUCUUAUCGUGAAGCCCUUUAUAAGUUCAUGGUGGACACUGCCGUGCUUUUGGGAGCUAACAGCUCCCGAGCAGAGCAUGACAUGAAGUCAGUGCUUAGGCUGGAAAUUAAGAUAGCUGAGAUAAUGAUUCCACAUGAAAACCGAACCAGUGAGGCUAUGUACAACAAAAUGAACAUUUCUGAACUGAGUGCUAUGAUUCCCCAGUUUGACUGGCUGGGCUACAUCAAGAAGGUCAUUGACACCAGACUGUAUCCCCACCUGAAAGACAUUGGUCCCUCUGAAAAUGUGGUGGUCCGUGUCCCGCAGUACUUUAAAGAUUUGUUUAGGAUAUUGGGCUCUGAGAGAAAGAAGACCAUUGCCAACUAUUUGGUGUGGAGAAUGGUUUAUUCCAGAAUUCCAAACCUUAGCAGGCGCUUUCAAUAUAGGUGGCUGGAAUUCUCACGGGUAAUUCAGGGGACCACAACUUUGCUGCCUCAGUGGGACAAAUGUGUCAACUUUAUUGAAAGUGCACUCCCUUACGUUGCUGGGAAAAUGUUCGUGGAUGUACACUUCCAGGAAGAUAAGAAGGAGAUGAUGGAGGAAUUGAUUGAAGGUGUUCGCUGGGCCUUUAUUGACAUGCUAGAGAAAGAAAAUGAGUGGAUGGAUGCAGGGACAAAAAGGAAAGCCAAAGAAAAGGCAAGAGCUGUUUUGGCAAAAGUUGGCUAUCCUGAUUUUAUAAUGAAUGAUACUCAUAUUAAUGAAGACCUCAAGGCAAUCAAAUUUUCAGAAUCGGACUACUUUGGCAACGUCCUGCAAACCCGCAAGUAUUUAGCACAGUCUGAUUUCUUCUGGCUAAGAAAAGCCGUUCCAAAAACAGAGUGGUUUACAAACCCAACAACUGUCAAUGCCUUCUAUAGCGCAUCUACCAACCAGAUCCGAUUUCCAGCAGGGGAGCUCCAGAAGCCUUUCUUUUGGGGAACAGAGUAUCCUCGAUCUCUUAGUUAUGGUGCUAUAGGAGUAAUUGUUGGACAUGAAUUUACACAUGGCUUUGAUAAUAAUGGUAGAAAAUAUGAUAAAAAUGGAAAUCUGGAUCCUUGGUGGUCUAUGGACUCAGAAGAAAAGUUUAAGGAAAAAACUAAGUGCAUGAUUAGUCAGUAUAGCAAUUAUUAUUGGAAGAAAGCUGGCUUAAAUGUGAAAGGGAAGAGGACUCUGGGAGAAAAUAUUGCUGAUAAUGGAGGUCUGAGGGAAGCUUUUAGGGCUUAUAGGAAGUGGAUUAAUGACAGAAGGCAAGGAGUUGAAGAGCCUCUCUUACCAGGAAUCACAUUUACCAACAACCAGCUCUUCUUCCUGAGUUAUGCUCAUGUGAGGUGUAAUUCCUACAGACCAGAAGCUGCCAGAGAACAAGUCCAAAUUGGUGCUCACAGCCCCCCUCAGUUUAGGGUCAAUGGUGCCGUUAGUAACUUUGAAGAAUUUCAGAAAGCUUUUAAUUGUCCACCUAAUUCUACAAUGAACAGAGGUGCAGACUCCUGCAGACUGUGGUAGCUGAAGGUUUGAUUUCUGCCAUCCUGAGACAGCUGCCUGGUGCCAGCAGAGGCAGCACUGAGUACUCAUCACCCACUAUUUUAGCUCUGCAUUUCUCUGAGAACUUUCAUUUUUAGUGCGUGUUCAUUAUUUGGGUAGAUAACUUGCUUGGAUCUAAGCAGUAUCUGUUCAGAGUGAUAGGGUUUCAAAAAGGGAGUACAUAAAAUGAACCAAGUAUGCUUCUUUAGAAAACCAAACCAACAUAAAACAAAUCCCUAGAUUACGUUUGUUAAAAGGUGAUCUGCUGAAUUGUUGUUAUUGUCAAUUUUAGUAUGUUAGCCACAGCUAGGUGGUACAUAUAAAUUCAGUCAAUAGCUUUUCAGGGUGCCUACUUAGAAUAGGACCAGAAAAAUAUUCAUUCUAUUAAACUUCUAAUUUUCAAUGAUGCCGACAUGUGUAUGGACACUUGGAAGGCCUUGCUCUCUGUGGAACACAGUGCUAGAUUUAUUACAUGGAUAGUCAUGGCACACUAUGUCUUAACUCUAAGUUAAAUAAGUAAUGUGUUGGGUUUCUAUUUUACAAUUUUUAAGGAAGUCCUUGCCUUCAGCUAUGGAGUCUACUGGAGUAAAAACAUGGCUUACAUCUUGUAACUGAUGCCACUGAUCACCCUGUGCAAGUCAGCAUGGAAAAAGAUGGCAGAAAGUCUUAGGUUAAGAGAUUUGAAUGGAAGCAAAGAGAUCUAUCAUUAAGUCUCAGAAUAAGUAAACGUUCCUAGUCAUGCAGCAGGGAAGCUAGGAGAUGAAAUGUCCAAAUGAUUUUUCUAGUCUUAUGAACCUCAGUGAUCAUCUGUCUGCUGAACGCUGCUCUUUAGUCCAUUUCCUUUUAGGUUCAUUACUCUUGCAUGUGUGAAUUCUGCUCCUUAUGCAAUGAGCAGAUGCUGAGAAAAGGAUUUUAUGGUUUCCCAUUAGGCUCAUGUGGCUUUCGUUUCCCUUUUGUGCAAAGGGAUAAACAAUGCAUUGAGGAGGGAAUAAAUGGCCUUUUAUUAACAUUGCAUCACAUUAGAAGAAAACUAUUUUUAAAAUUAUUGAUUGAAGAAACCUUAGAGUCAAUAUAAAAUUACAUGCAUAAACCUAAGCAAUAUAAGUUUUACUUUUUAAGUCUUUUAAAGAUUCUGUAUGAAAGAACAGUACUAUGUGUUUGCUCUUUACAGCAUUAGCUUUUUAGGUGAAACCCUCUAUCUCUUAGCAUGUGGGUGUGUUUGUUAGAUAAAAUUCUAAUAGCAUUAAAAUGCUCAUCUGUCAUUUUUUGUUUCUUAAUUUCCACCCCCAAAUCAUUAUUCAUUGUGUAUGGUGCUGGGUUAAGUGGGCCAAUAGGCAACUCUCAAAGCAAAAUGACAAAUUCAUACUAACCACAGGAGUUUGUUUUACAUCCCUGUGACUUGUCAUUUCAACAAAUAUAAGUAUGUGCCUUGUCCUUUUGUAACCAUGGGAACUUCUGAGCAGAGAAAAAUUGAGGGGCACCAUCAUGAGGAAAACAAUUACACUACAUUAGUCAGAGGAGAGUGAUUUUCCCCUUGACUUCCUCCUCUCCAAAUGGAGAAACUUGUGAAGGGCAGCUACCUUUAUCUCCUAUUAGCCAUGGCUUUAUGUGACCUUAGUUUAUAUUUCUAAAAACAAACAGUAUUAGGUCAAAGAUGCUGGAAAUAUAUGUGCCUUUUAUCUGGAGUAAGCAUCUGACUUGAUUUAGACAUAAAACAUAUUCCUUUUUCCCCCUCGCAUGUGGGCACUUAAUAUUAGCUAAGGUUUGUCACGCUUACAUGAAUAGUGUUUUCCUGCUAGGUUUCUUUUUAAAGCUCCAAAUAAACACAUUCCUGCAGGCCAGAGAAAGUGUUUGAUAAAAACUUAGAAUUAUGACUUUGGAAGUAAAAAUCAUUAACUCACGUGGCCCAGGAAAAUAGAUUCUGCAUGGCAGGGUUACCUUGUCCUAAUUAACUUGACUUGAUGUAACUUUGUUACUGUAAGUUGCAUAUAGGUUGGUGAUUAUUACAACAAACCAAAAGUAGAAAUAUUGAAUCAUUAACUAUGAGCUAGAACAAUUUUCUAGAAGAAUUGGGUUUCCAAAUGCUUAUGUUUAACUCUUUAAAUUACAGUCUGCUUGUCCUUUUCUUCAACACAGACUGCUAUAAAAUAGUCACUGAUUAAAUGGUAAAGGGAUGAAGAUGAAUGCAACUGGACGGGAGGGAGAAGCUGGUCCAAGGAUGUGGCAUUGAAGAGAAGACAAGGAUUUGACAAUCUUUGCUAAGCAUAUCCACUGGAGGAGAGCCAUGAAAUUUUACAAAAAUAAUUAUGGUAAAUUAAAAGGAAAUUAGAUAUUAGAUCUCAGUCUAGAGAUGCAGUAACAUACUUCCCUGAUUCAUGUACCAGAUAUUCUGCCAGUGAACUAUUAUCUGGGCAACGGAAGGACUUCCUUUUCGUGAAAAGUUCCUGGAUUAGUCAAGGGUUCUCUCUACAUGAAGUGACAUAUCAUCAUUGCCCAAAGUUUGCUGAGCUUUUCACCAGGUGUUCAGCAUUGGCCUCCUAUUUCUAUUUUUUUCCUUUUAUGAGAUGGACUGCGACAUGACUAACACAAGCUCAGGACUUAUAAAUUAUCCUGCAGUUUAUUAAGUGCCUUGCCUCAAUGGAGCUUAAAGCAUAGCACAUAAAUUUUAUCUUAUUUAGCUCUGCAGCAUUACUAAGAAGGAACUAGGAACCGUGCCUUGCCAGACACGUUAUAUUCAUGCCAAAGAAACGGAGAAAUUUGACUUUUUGUCAAGAAUCUGAGUCUGAAAAUGCAGUCUUUAUGCUUUGGGCUACUGACCUUUAGAUUAACCUUCAUCAUUUAGAUUAUCCUAUUUUUCAAUACAUUUACUUAAUUAGUAUAAUCAAAUAGCAUUUAAUAGACUAUUCCCUUGAUAUUUUUAACAUAAUGCCUUCACUGAUUUUUAAAUUAUGGAAUAAUACAUGAUUGUUUCAUACAACAACAUCUGUAUCACCAGUGGCAGUACUCCCCAGGUUUGAAAUAGAUUUUCUGGGAUUAUGCACCUUUUAUCUAAAUGGUCAUUGUGAUACUAGUUUGGUUAUGUUUUCUUCCCUUGUAAAACAAUAAGAACAAACAUUUUAAGGACAAUAAAAGUUGAUUGAA
Molecule: messenger RNA, 5887 nt
Organism: Cavia porcellus (domestic guinea pig)
Lineage: Eukaryota; Metazoa; Chordata; Mammalia; Rodentia; Caviidae
Gene: Phex
Product: phosphate regulating endopeptidase X-linked
Exons: 22
Coding region: 479-2728 (749 amino acids)
Biological process (GO): protein processing
Cellular component (GO): plasma membrane
Molecular function (GO): metalloendopeptidase activity
Source: RefSeq, a predicted model, not a curated record